UUAGAAAAGCCUGUGGAAACGGGAUGCUACAAGGCUAUUCCUUCAUUUUCUCUCCCUCCUCCAGAUUCUAAUCCAUCAACUGUCUCAAGCUGGAGUAACUUGGUCUCCUUUUUCAUCCUGUUGGCAGACAGGGCACACCCCCACCCCCCAAAAUGCCUUAUUUUGCGCUGCUGGCUGGUCUGCUAGCUUUCUCUUUCCUGGCCUGCUGUGGGCGAGGUAAACCCCUGGAGAACUGGGAGCGGGUGCCUGCCGUGGAAAACACCAAUAAAUUCUUUGGGGAGGCUGCCAAGGGGGAGGAUGACAUGAGCUUUGACUUCAAUAUGUUCCUGGAGAACAUGAAGGUGGAUUUUCUGCGGAGCCUGAAUUUAUCAGGAGUCCCUUCCCAAGACAGGACCAAAGUGGAGCCGCCUCAGUUCAUGAUUGAUCUGUACAACAGAUAUACCACCGACAAAUCAUCCACUCCUGCAUCCAACAUAGUGAGAAGCUUCAGCAUUGAAGAUGUUGUCUCUAUGUCUUCGAUGGACAGACAUCCCUUCCAGAAACACAUCUUACUUUUCAACAUCUCUAUCCCAAGACAUGAGCAAAUCACCAGGGCUGAGCUCCGGCUCUAUAUUUCAUGUCAAAGUCAUACUGAGUUGUCCUAUGAACUGAAAGGCAACAUCGCCAUUUAUGAUAUCCAAGGUGGAACAGACUUCUGGGAAGGCACAGAAGGGACCAAGUCUUUCCUUGUGUCCCAGGCCAUCCAAGAAAGUGGAUGGGAAACAUUUGAGGUCUCCAGUGCAGUGAAACGAUGGGUCAGGUCAGACCCAACAAAGAACAAAAACAAACUGGAAAUCAGAGUGGAAAGUCAUAUGAAAGGUUGUGAAAAACUAGACAUCAGUGUCCCCCCAGAUUCCAAAAACUUGCCCUUCUUUGUUGUGUUCUCUGAUGACCGCAGCAAUGGGACAAAGGAAACCAAGAUGGAGCUCAGAGAAAUGAUAGGUCAUGAGCAAGAGAGCGUGCUGAAGAAGUUGUCCAAAAAUGUUAGUACUCAGGAAGAGGAGGAAAUGGCAGAAGAAAUAGAGAAUUUCUCUGUCAGGAGACCAUUUUCAUCCAGAAGCAAAAGAAGCGCAACUCCAAAUAACCACUGCCAAAGGAGCUCCCUUCGGGUCAACUUCAAGGAUAUUGGCUGGGAUAACUGGAUCAUUGCCCCAAAGGAGUAUGAUGCAUACGAAUGUAAAGGAGUCUGCUUCUUCCCUCUUGCCGAUGAUGUGACUCCAACCAAGCAUGCCAUCGUUCAGACUUUAGUACAUCUCAAAAACCCCAUGAAAGCUGGGAAAGCCUGCUGUGUGCCCACCAAACUGAACCCAAUUUCUAUCCUCUACAAAGAUGAUGUUGGAGUGCCCACUUUAAAAUACCAAUAUGAAGGAAUGAGUGUGGCAGAAUGUGGAUGUAGGUAGUACCUGAUCACCUGUCAGGCCAGGAAAGAGGAAAAUAUUGACACACUGUUCUGGGGUGGAAGGGGAGGGGAGAUAUCAAAAGGCAUGCUCUUGUACAAAGCUAUACAUUGGUGCUGACAAUGUUAACUGAGGUAGGAAAUCUUGGAAGAGAGAAAUGAAAAAUCUAAGACUCUAAAGCUAAGUUACUUGGAACUAGUUAUUUGGAAGUGCCACUGCAAUUGGCCCUUUUAGCUAUAUGUCCAACAGGAGUGAGGUUGGACUUUGAAGAACCCAAAGAGGAUCUUGGGGAAAUAGAAUUGGGUGGGGAGGAUGCAAAAACAUUUCAGGGAAGUAAAUGGAAUGGGGAAUAGAGAAUGGGCAAGGAAGAUGAUAGAAAAAACAAACACAAAGCCAAAGAAUUGAAUGGUAGCAAAAAAUUACCUUAAGAUUAUUGAGUAUAAAGAGUGCAGCUGGAUCCAUAAUGUAUUGUAAUCUAUGAAAAUAGACAUGAAAGGUAAUAGGGAAGUAGGGAAUGAAGGUUUCACAUGGACAGCAGUGUUCCUGAGGUCAUCACCUUGAUCUAGGGCAGGCUCCCUGUCAGAAAACUAACAAUUGCUGCUUUAUGGAAUGACAAUUAAGAAUGAAUAUGCCAAGGGCAGCUAGGUGGUGAAGUGGAUAGAGCACCAGCCCUGCAGUCAGGAGUAUCUGAGUUCAAAUCCGGCCUCAGACUAGCUGUGUGACCUUGGGCAAGUCACUUAAGCCCAAUUGCCUCACUUAAAAAAAAGAAUGAAUAUGCCAAGACUGAAGAGUUAUAAUUCAUUACCACCAGGCCCCAACACAUCAUUCAAUUAUGAUUGAAUCUGCAGACUCAGGCUGGGUGAAUCUGACUACAAAGUAGAUCAGGGGCAUAAAGUACAGUAAGCCUCAUCUGCCACAGUUGUCUUCCCAACAGAGCCCUUUCAGAUCCAAACUUUGCCACUGCCAUGGCACAAAGGGGACCAGGGACAAAUGGGAUCCACCAAUUACCUUGAUUUCUCUACUGGCUCCCUUCAUAGUCAAAAUGGAUAUUAUUUAUCAUCAAAUAAGUCCAUUAUUUCACACUCCUAAGAGGUAGCAGUACUACAUGUUAUUGAAUGGUAUGUGGCAGAUGGUUCAGUUCAUGGACUCCAGUUCCUUUCAAUUAUUUAUUCAACAUAGUUGACCUUGUAUUUUCUUUGUGCAUGAACCUGCUUGUUUUUUUUCUUUCUAGUUUUCCUUUGGAAGAAUGUAAAGAGUAGAAAAUGAAUCAGGCUUUAAUUCACUGAAAUAAAUGUGUGGGAGUUAGAGAUGUCAUGCUUUGGACAUGGUUAUCCAAGAUGUACCUAUUUUUACCUUCUUUAUGACACAUACUUGAAUGAUAAGAAGCCCAGUCUUCCGUCAGUUAAGGCUCACUCUACUCUGAGGAACUCUUGGCCUUAUCUCUCCUUUCUGAUAAAAAAGAAGCUUUGCCUUAUGCAGUGUAUGCUCAGUGUUUCUUCAAGCAAUAGGCAGUGGAAAUGCUAACAUUUGUUGACUUCCUUUCUGGGUUUCUUAAGGGCAGAUGGCUUAUUUUCCUAAACAGGAGAAAGUGAAAUUGGGAAGUUUUAUGUUUCAUCAAUUAGAUCAUUCCACUUUUCAAACAUUGGAAUAGAUUAAAUGGACAGUCUGUCAAAUCAGUUUGGGUAGAAUCUCAGGGUGCUCUUAAGAAUUAUGGUAGAGUCCAACUGAAGCUGCUGACCACAUGGUGUUAAUAUAUGCCAAGCUUCAUUUUCCCUACCUCGAUGGGGGAAAGCAAGUCAGGGCAGAGGUGAGGGCUUACUUACCAUUAUCUCCCUCACCUUACUAUCACCAACAAGAUCUAGGAGGCAUUUUACCCACAUGUAGCCCUGAUCACUCACCCUGUAAGGUGGGACAAAGACAUGAGAGAAAAGCAGAGGAGACCUGGCCAAUAUAUAAUGGAUACAGUUUGGGAAACAGAGUGGCAGUGUCUUCUGGGACUAUUAGAAUUCCACCUUACACAAAUCCUUACCUUUUUCUCCAAAUAACCAAGCAUCUAUUCAAAAUGCUGAUGGAUUUUGAUGAGGGGAAAAUCUAAACAGUAGCUGGACCUACUGACCAUUUAAAUAAAUGCUUAUGUUUUCAACCAAA
Dromiciops gliroides (monito del monte) is the source of this 3584-nucleotide messenger RNA. RefSeq names its product growth differentiation factor 2 (gene GDF2). The transcript is spliced from 2 exons. Gene Ontology annotation, biological process: BMP signaling pathway; SMAD protein signal transduction. Gene Ontology annotation, cellular component: extracellular region. The coding region runs from base 153 to 1439 and encodes 428 amino acids. NCBI's taxonomy places the organism in Eukaryota, Metazoa, Chordata, Mammalia, Microbiotheria, Microbiotheriidae. Gene Ontology annotation, molecular function: growth factor activity; cytokine activity. The record is from RefSeq and is a predicted model, not a curated record.